Messenger RNA from Oncorhynchus mykiss (rainbow trout), 6166 nucleotides. NCBI's taxonomy places the organism in Eukaryota, Metazoa, Chordata, Actinopteri, Salmoniformes, Salmonidae. The record is from RefSeq and is a predicted model, not a curated record.
UUGUAGGACCACAUAGAAAUAGUCAGAAGUGACUCAAAAAAUCUAAUAUUUCUCCCUGGCACUAGACCUAGACACAGGCGCACAGUAAAUCUUCUCUAUAUACCCAAACAACAGUCAUUCGUUUAUCCCAGUUUGUUUUAGCUGUGACUGCAACAUCCACAAAUAUAUAGAGGCAUCUCUCAGUUGAGUUGAACUAGUGCUGUUCAGUAGGCUAGCUGUCAAACAUUUUGCGUGCCGGGUGGUCGAUAUUAGACCAAGAAGAAACACUUCGAAUUGCGUGGAAGCCCAAAGGAGAAAAGAUGCUACCGACUCGUGUGGGAAUCACCGGGGUGACAGCAUGUUGCCUGGUGUUGCUUUCCCACUGUUUUGCUCCUACAGAUGCUGCGUAUACAUGUGGGACAAGUCAGUUCAGGUGUGGCAACGGGAAAUGUAUCACCAGCCGGUGGGUGUGUGACGGAGGUGAUGACUGUGGUGACGGAACUGACGAGCUGCCAGCCGCCUGCGAGGCUAAGACCUGCCUGCCCACUGAGUUCAGCUGCGGAGGCCCACUGAACAAGUGUAUCUCCGGAACGUGGCACUGUGAUGGCAAAGCUGACUGUGACAAUGGAGCUGAUGAGAAGAGCUGUGCCGCAAAGAACUGCACCGACAACGAGUUCCGCUGCUCCAACGGUCAGUGCAUCGCCGUCUCCUUCGUGUGCGACAAGGACAACGACUGUUCCGAUGGUUCUGACGAGACUUCCUGUCCCACCGCCACCUGCGGUCCCAACGCCUUCCAGUGUAACAACACUGUGUGUGUCCCGCGUCUCUGGGCCUGCGACGGUGACGCCGAUUGUGCCGACGGUUCAGACGAGUGGCCCCAGAACUGUGGCGGGAGGGACACCAAACCGACAACAAAGCCCUGUGGGCCACAUGAAUUCCACUGUGGGAGUGGGGAGUGUAUCCAUAGGAGUUGGAGCUGUGAUGGAGGCAAGGACUGUCAGGAUAAUUCAGAUGAAACCAACUGCAGUCGGCCCACUUGCCAGCCAGAUGAGUUUCAGUGUAAUGAUGGCUCCUGUAUCCAUGGUAGCCGUCAGUGUGACCGCCAGUUUGACUGCAGGGAUCUGAGUGAUGAGAUUGACUGCAAGAGCGUGGAUGCGUGUGAGGGCCCGAAUAACUUCAGGUGUAAGAGUGGGGAGUGCAUCACCGUGGACAAGGUGUGCAACAGGCAGAAAGACUGCCGAGACAUGUCCGACGAACCUAUCAGGGAGUGUGGCAACAACGAGUGUUUGACCAAUAACGGCGGUUGCUCUCACACCUGUACCGACCUGAAGAUUGGCUUCAAUUGCUCCUGUCCUGCUGGGUACAGUCUGGGGAAGGACAACAGGAAAUGUGAAGACAUUGAUGAGUGUGCUGACCCAGACACCUGUACCCAGAUCUGUGUGAACAUCCUGGGAAGUUACAAGUGUGAGUGUGAGGAGGGCUAUGAACUGGACCCCAAGACCAAGACCUGCAAGGCUGCCACAGGGACUGUCCCCUACCUGUUGUUCACCAACCGCCACGAGGUGAGGAAGAUGACUCUGGACCGUAGCGAGUACGUCCCUCUCAUCCCCAGACUAAAGAACGUGGUGGCCCUGGACAUGGACAUGCCUGGACACAAGAUCUUCUGGUCUGACCUGUACCACAGGAAGAUCUACAGCGCCGACAUGAACUUGGCAGGGAACUCCUCCCACCACAACGUGGUGAUUGACAGCCAGAUGGAGGCGCCGGAGUGCCUGGCCGUCGACUGGAUUCACGGUAACAUCUAUUGGACGGACAGUGUGCUCCAGACCAUCUCCGUGGCAACCACGGACGGAACACGGCGAAAGACACUGAUCAGCGAAGGACUGGAGAAACCAAGAAGCAUCGUGGUGGACCCAGCCAAUAACUUCAUGUACUGGACUGACUGGGGCGACGAGGCCAAGAUCGAGAAGAGUGGGCUGAACGGAGCCGACCGCGUCGCCUUGGUAACGGACAACAUCAAGUGGCCUAACGGCAUCACUCUUGACAUGGUUAACCAGCGUCUGUACUGGGUGGACUCUAAGAUGCACACCCUCUCCAGCAUCGGCGUAAACGGAGAAGGACGACACACACUCAUCUACAACGAGGACAAGCUGGCUCACCCCCUCUCUCUCGCCGUCUUCGAGGAGAAAGUAUUCUGGACCGACAUGGGCGACAGAGCGGUCAUGAGCGCCAACCGCCUGACAGGAAAUGACAUCACUGUACUGGCGGAGGACCUGAUGCAGCCAGAGGACAUCAUUGUAUACCACAACCUCAAGCAGCCCAUCGGAAAGAACUGGUGCACAGAGAAAAACUUUGUGAAUGGAGGUUGUGAGUUCCUAUGUCUACCUGCUCCCCAGAUCAACCAACACUCCCCCAAAUACACCUGUGCCUGUCCUGAUCACAUGACCCUCGGCCUGGACAUGAGGAAGUGUGUGGCAGCUCCAACAACUACUGCUCCCUCCACCACUCCCAAAACUGCAGCUCCCAACCCUACCAGGGCCCCAACCAAACAGCCAGCUGGUCCCACUUCCACCACAACUACAACUACCUCAACUACCUCCUCCGCCCGCCGGGCCCAGCCUCAGGACCCUGAUAGGUCCUCGACCACUCACAGUCCACAGGAAACGGCGGUCACAGGUCAAAGUGGCUAUGUUGCCAUGCCCAAAGUAGCUGAGGCAUCACACCAUACUGUGCUCUACAUUGUCUUACCUAUCAUGAUGAUGUGCCUGGUGCUGUUUGGUGCAGUGUUGCUAUGGAGACACUGGAGGCUGAAGAACACCAACACCAUCCACUUUGACAACCCCGUGUACCAGAAGACCACAGAGGACGAGUUGCACAUCUGUAGAAACCACAGCCAGGACGGAUACACCUACCCACAGAGACAGAUGGUGAGCCUAGAAGAAGACCUGGCAUGACUAGUAGAAGAAGAAGAACAAGUGGAUAUGAAGAAUUGUAUUUAAAGAGAGAUUUUUUGUUUGAAAAAGUGACAAACAUAAACCGAUGGAGGUCAUUUUAACCCUAAUGCUACUGACACGUCCUUUCCAAUCCUAUGAUGAUGACCUCAUCUCGAUGACCUAAGUUUCUGGCUUCCUGUUCCGAAGAUUCCGUUCCGACCUCAACACUGUGCUGCCAUCCAAGACGAAGAAGAAGGAAAAAAGAAACUCAGAAAGAAUAACUUGGUUGCCAUGGAAACCCACCCCCAAAGAAAGGAAUGGAAGAAGAAGAAACAUAUACAAACGGAAUCACACAGAAAAUGACUUGGUAGCGUUGUGGUCUCGAACACAACCCUGAAGAGAAAAAAACAUCUGGAGGCCAUUUUGUCAAACAUCGGAAGGACUUGAAAAUGAAAGACACAGUAAAUGCACAGUUGGACUGUAGUCGUCCGUUCUUUCAUAAUGUAAGAGUUCUUACCUAGGUGGCCUGGUCCCAAAUGUAUGUAUUUUAGGCUAACUCCUCGUCAGAGAGAAGAAUAAAUGUCUAAGCACAUAAUGUACAGAUUUGGUACCAGGCUAGGUCCUGGACCUUGGCUCUUUGGCACAAGGAAGUUCAAAAUGACAACCAUCUAACACAGCUUCAACUUUGUUUGUUUUUGUUACAUAUCACUUAGCAGCUCUUUUGUAAAUGAGUGUACAUUUGGCUACUUACUGUAAAAUAGGCAAACUUUUGUUCUAAUGUUGCAUAAGAUUGUGCAUAGCACUGUACAGAAGACGUCCUACACUUCCAACCCAUUUGAUUCUUGAGUUCAGUUGGAUCCCACUUCCUUUGUCAGCCUGACGAAAGCACUAGAAAACACAAUUAGCACGACAUGAAGGAUGUGUUGAAGAUUGUGGGUUUAAAACAGGCUGCAGUCAAAAAGCUGUCUUGUCAUAUCUUUUGAAGGUUGAAAACAGUACCUAGUUUGUAUGUUUAUGGUGUACUUAACAAUGGACAUUGAGACCUCUGGAUGGCCUUACCAUCUGACAUUGACACAUGCACGUGCCUAGUCACUUAGCACCGAACAUCACCACAUCUUAAAGUGGAGACUUUCCCAGGGGGGACAUUGAACUAUGGUGUGACACUACUCUGAGCUAAAAACGUGUGAGUUGUCGGCCCUACUCUGAGCUGAAACGUGUGAGUUGUUGGCCCUACUCUGAGGUGAAACUUUUGAGUUGUCAUUGGUCUCUUUACAUAUUGGUGCCUUUGCCAUCAUCAAUGCAAGCAUUUCUAUACUCACUCCACUAAUGUGUGUAAUGUCUAGUGACGUACAUGUUCUUACGGUAUGUGGUAUACAGUGUCUAGAAGAGCCCAAAUGCCUUAUGACCUCCUUUCACUAUAGUCAACUAUAGCUGACAUGAUAGUUAUCUUGCCUUGGCACGUGCAGCAGACAUUGUCUCUUGGUAAAUAUGAUCUUAUAGCCUCUGUCAACUGUUGCCUUACACAAGUUAGUGAGUUGAGUUGUUGCCUUAUUGCCUUCUAUCUGGUUAUGGCUUUACACGCCUUGUGCAUUUUCAAUAUAUUCCAAUUUGUGCAUCAACAAGUUACAUCCAAAUCAAUAAAUCGAUGAGCAUUGUUUUUGAAGAUGGCUGAAUGCCUGUAGCUGAAGGCUAGUUGAAGGCCAGUAGCUGAAUGCUAGUUGAAGGCCAGCAGCUGAAGGCUAGUUGAAGACCAGCAGCUGAAGGCUAGUUGAAGGCCAGCAGCUGAAGGCUAGUUGAAGGCCAGCAGCUGAAGGCUAGUUGAAGGCCAGCAGCUGAAGGCUAGUUGAAGGCCAGCAGCUGAAGGCUAGUUGAAGGCCAGUAGCUGAAGGCUAGUUGAAGGCCAGUAGCUGAAGGCUAGUUGAAGACCAGCAGCUGAAUGCUAGUUGAAGGCCAGUAGCUGAAGGCUAGUUGAAGGCCAGCAGCUGAAGGCUAGUUGAAGGCCAGUAGUUGAAUGCUAGUUGAAGGCCAGUAGCUGAAGGCUAGUUGAAGGUCAGCAGUUGAAUGCUAGUUGAAGACCAGUAGUUGAAUGCUAGUUGAAGGCCAGUAGCUGAAGGCUAGUUGAAGGCCAGCAGAUGAAGGCUAGUUGAAGGCCAGUAGUUGAAUGCUAGUUGAAGGCCAGCAGCUGAAGGCUAGUUGAAGGCCAGCAGCUGAAGGCUAGUUGAAGGCCAGUAGUUGAAUGCUAGUUGAAGGCCAGUAGUUGAAUGCUAGUUGAAGGCCAGUAGUUGAAUGCUAGUUGAAGGCCAGUAGUUGAAUGCUAGUUGAAGGCCAGUAGCUGAAGGCCAGUAGUUGAAUGCUAGUUGAAGGCCAGUAGCUGAAGGCUAGUUGAAGGCUAACUAAAAGCCACUGGUUUAUGUCUGUAUGCUGCUCACUGUUCUAAAGAGUUAAGCCAUGAAGAAAACACCUACCGUUUGAUUUUUUUAUUGAGGUGGAAAGCUGACAAAAUAAAUUAUGGUGAAUGAUGUUGAAUGACAUCCUGGUAUGAUAUGACGAUACUAAUUAUUAUUUUUGAGAAUAUGUAUAUAGUUUGUAUGUUUCUGUAAAUACUACAUCCUCAGUUCGCUGUGGUAUCACCCUGUUAAUUUUGUACAUUUUAAAACAUGAAAAAUAUGUUGUACAUAUUACAGAUUUGUUUUAUUUAUUUAUAUAUAUAUAUACACAUGUAUAAAUAUCUUGAUUGGAUGUUUAAUUUUCCUAAGCUCUCGUGUCUACUGUGAAUGGUUACACAGCUGUUAAUAUUGUCCCAUCAUCAUAACCAACCAACCAAUGUUCAUUGUCUUGAUUCAUUAUCCAUUGAAUCAUUAUCUUGGUUGUGUGAAUGACACUGCUGGUUCUGAACAACAGUGUAACGUUCAGAUCCAUAUAUAGACAUAUAUCUAUGGUUCAGGUGAAGUUGAUGUUUGUUCUGUUAUAUGGUUAUGUUUUCAUUCACAGCUGAUUGAGGAUCUUACAUUUUAUAGACUAAAUUGUCCCCGUUGUGCAGUGUUUUAUGACCUCAGUUGUGGUGUGUAAAGCACAAUGUUGUGUAUGACCCUAAGAUGUACGAGUCCACAGGACAGAGCACCAACCGCAGAUUGCCUGUUACAUGCAAAUUGCUCUUCUUGUUGAGUCUUAAUUUUCCUGUUCAGAGAAUCCAAUCUCAAAGUGACCAUUGUAUAGUUUGUGUUGUGAUUAUUUUGUUAAAUAAAAGAUAAAUA